Molecule: messenger RNA, 2299 nt
Organism: Monopterus albus (swamp eel)
Lineage: Eukaryota; Metazoa; Chordata; Actinopteri; Synbranchiformes; Synbranchidae
Gene: actr8
Product: actin related protein 8
Exons: 13
Coding region: 146-2077 (643 amino acids)
Source: RefSeq, a predicted model, not a curated record
CGGAAGUAGAAUCUUCCUCUGCAACAGCUUUCCGUUCAAAUGGAAGUUUCUUUCUUGUGGGCUUCUUUCUGAAGACAUUUACAAGCGCCAGAAGGUCGCGACUCAUUGUUUCUGACUGUUUAGUUAUGUGAAUGAAAGCGGGACCAUGACUCAGGCUGAGAAAGAACAGGCCAACGGGAAAGAGAAAGAAAAGGAACGAGAGAAGGAGAAAGAGAAGGAGCAGCAACGCGGGGUGAAAAGACCAAUCGUUCCUCCGGCUAUUCCGGAGCCUCUACAGGAGCAAAUACAGAGCAGUUUUGUAGUUGUCAUUCACCCUGGUUCAAGGACACUGCGCAUUGGCCGAGCAACAGACACUCUUCCGGUGACUGUUCCGCAUGUGAUAGCACGCAGACACAAGCAAAGUGGACAGCCCAGAUAUGAAGACACCUGGUUGUUGAGAGAGGGUCUAAAUAAACCAGAAAGUAAUGAGCAGAAGCAGAAUGGGCUUAAAAUGGUCGACCAGGCCAUCUGGUCUAAGAAAAUGUCAAAUGGAGUGCGGAGGACUCCUGUGUCUGCUGAACAGGCCCGAGCCUAUAACUGUCAGAUACGUCCAGCAGUACUAGACAGCAGCUCAAGGGUGAAAUGGACUAACACAGCCCACCAUCCUCCUUACCUGGUGGGAGAGGAGGCUCUUUAUGUGAAUCCUUCUGACUGUUACAACAUCCACUGGCCUAUAGUCAGAGGUCAGCUCAAUGUGCACGCCGGCCCUGGGGGCUCUCUCACCGCCGUCCUGGCUGACCUAGAGACAAUCUGGAGUAAUGUCAUUCAAAAGCAUCUCGAGAUCCCCCUCAAAGAUUUGAAGUAUUACAGAUGCAUCUUAUUGGUCCCUGACAUCUACAAUAGGCAGCAUAUCAAGGAAGUGGUCAACAUGUUGCUGCUUAAUAUGGGUUUCUCAGCAAUCAUCGUUCACCAGGAGUCGGUUUGUGCUACAUUCGGUAGCGGGUUAAGCAGUGCUUGUGUUGUGGAUGUAGGAGACCAGAAGACCAGUCUGUGCUGUGUAGAGGAUGGAGUGUCCCACCGGAACUCCAGGUUGUGUUUGGGCUACGGAGGCUCAGAUGUGACGCGCACUUUCUUCUGGCUUCUGCAGAGGGCAGGCUUUCCGUACAGAGACUGUCAGCUGUCCAGCAGAUUGGACUGUCAGCUUCUGCAGCAUCUAAAAGAGACCUUCUGCCAUCUAGAUCAAGACAUAUCAGGAUUGCAAGAUCAUGAAUUCCAGACACGCUUCCCAGAAGCACCAGCUCUUCUCUACCAGGUUCGACUAGGGGAUGAGAAAUUACAGGCACCCAUGGGUCUUUUCUACCCGACCACAUUUGGCAUCGUAGGUCAGAAGAUGACAUCACUUCAGUGCCGUUCCCAAGGCGAUGCAGAGGAUCCUCAUGAUGAACACUACCUGCUUGCCACACAGAGCAAACAGGACCCGUCCUCAAAAUCUGCUGCAGACCGGAAAGCUAUUUGCAGACCAGGUGGAGGUUUGGAUGGUGAGAUGAGUGGUCAGGGAGGGAUGGGAGACCUCUCUGAAAUGCCCAGGGGCUGUGGGAGUGGCAACAGUGGAGGAGGGAUGCAGGGGGAGAUGGAUCUUGGACCCGUUCAAGGGGAGUGCCUGAUGGGGGCAGGAGAGGUGGAAGAACCUCUGUCUGCUCACCUCUCCAGGAAGACCGCCAUCAUGAGCCAGUUUGAGAGCAAAGCACUUGGACUGGAUAAGGCCAUCCUGCAUAGCAUCGACUGCUGUGCAUCAGAUGAAACCAAGCGAAAGAUGUACAGCUCCAUCCUGGUAGUGGGAGGAGGGCUCAUGUUUCACUGUGCUCAGGAAUUUCUGCUUCACCGCAUCAUCAACAAGAUGCCACCGUCCUUCAGAAGGCUGGUAGACAAUGUGGACGUUAUCACACGACCAAAGGACAUGGACCCUCGUCUGAUAUCUUGGAAGGGGGGAGCAGUUCUAGCAUGUCUGGACACCACCCAGGAGAUGUGGAUCCACCAGAGGGAGUGGCAGCGCUUUGGUGUCCGAAUGCUUCGUGAGAGAGCUGCCUUCGUUUGGUGACCAAGUUAAGACAAGCUCAAAAUGACUGAAUUUUUUAUAUCAGAUUUAUACUGUGGAUGAAGCAGUGCUUUGGAAUGAAAAUAGUUUUCCUCAUCAAAAAUGUAAUUUACUAUGACAGCUAUACAAACCUGACAGUCCCACAAUUAUGGCACUAACCAAUUUUUAAAUUCUGUUGGCUGUCUCGUAUCAAACAUCAAGAUGCAGCCAUUGCUGUGUAGCUUU